This is a messenger RNA of Sparassis crispa, 1395 nucleotides long. RefSeq names its product Putative lipase. Bases 1 to 1395 code for a protein of 464 amino acids. Lineage: Eukaryota; Fungi; Basidiomycota; Agaricomycetes; Polyporales; Sparassidaceae. The transcript is spliced from 7 exons. The record is from RefSeq and is a predicted model, not a curated record.
AUGUCUGCUGACCCCAUCCACCUCCUCGUCCUUGUCCAUGGCAUGUGGGGCAACCCCGGCCACCUUUCCGAGAUGCACCGCAUUAUCCGUGAACAUCGCUGCCAACCAUCCUCCGAGACGGGGCCCGCCGGGGAGCGCCUCGAGGUCCUUCUUGCCAAAACCAACAUCGAGGAGCACACAUAUGAUGGCAUCGACUGGGGAGGUGAACGUGUGGCCGAAGAAAUUGAUGAUGCCGUAAAGACGCUAGAAGAUGGAGGCAAGAAGGUAACCCGCUUCUCGAUCACCGGUUACAGUCUGGGAGGCUUGGUGGCGCGUUAUGUUGUUGGCAUUUUACACCAGCGAAAGUUCUUUGAGUCUGUUACUCCUGUCAACUUCAACACCAUCGCAACUCCGCACAUCGGGCUUCCCAGAUAUCGCACUGUACUUUCGUCUAUACUUGCUUACCUUGGUCCGAAGUUGCUCUCGAGAACGGGAGAGCAAUUCUUCACUACAGAUAAGUGGUCCGCACAAGGGCGUCCUCUCCUUGAAGUCAUGGCGGAUCCAGACCAAAUAUUCUACCAGGCAUUGGCCAUAUUUGCGCACGUCAGGAUAUAUGCUAACGCAGUCAACGACGUCACUGUCCCGUAUCCAACCGCAGCGAUAGAGACGGAAGACAUAUUCGUGGAUCAUGUUAGAAAUGGCAUCAAGUUCGAAUUAGACGAGCAAUACUCGCCUGUGAUUAAAUCCUAUACCCGUCGUGACACAGCGGUCAAACAUAAGUCAUCGUCUGCCCCGUUGCAUUACAGGAUCAUGAAGAAGUUGUCCUUCCCUUUGCCUCCUGCUCUUCAAUGCAAAUUCCCUUACAACGUUGUUAUUUAUGCCGCUAUACCUAUCGUCCUACCGGUGCUGCUGAUGCUCAUCAUCAGCCGACUAUCACUAGCCUCGCGCGCAUCUCGUGCCCGCGUCAAGCUGCUCGAGGAGGAUGAGAAGUCGAACACGAAGCGCCUUGUGCAUGCGCUCGCGAAGAUGGAGCUCGGCAUGGAGUCCGCGAUGGUCGAGCUGAUCGACGACUCCGGCACCCCCUCCACGACGACGUCGAAUCUCGCCAUCUCGAAUCCCGAGCUUGGGCUCGGUCCGCCAGCGCUCACGAAGGAGCAGACCACCGCGUCUGCGUCCACGCUGCACCCCGACGCGGUCCCGCCGACACCCGCGGAACAGCAGGUCGUGCUGACGGAGCUGCAGCUGCGGCUCGUCGCGUGGCUGAACACGCUGCCGAACCUGAAGAAGGAGCUCGUGUUCAUCCACCCCGUGCGUAACUCGCAUGCCGUCAUCAUCUCGCGCGAUGUAAAACGGUUCGAGUUCCACAAGCGCGGCGAGGGCGUGCUGCGCCACUGGGCGGACCACUUGACCAUCUGA